AUGCCUAGGAAGACUAGAGCCCGUAGGACAUCUUUCUCUUAUUCUACUCCUUCUGUGGGCACUUUGUUUCGGAGUGAGAAAAGGCAAGAGUUGUAUGACACACUAAACCUUAAGAGAAAAAUUUGGGCUGAGCGUAAGGUUUUGUUAGAUGAGCCAGAUCCUGCCAUUAGGGCAAACUUUGAGCGUCGGGUGGUUGAUGCUUUUGGGGUACCCGUGGUCCCGAACCCUGUUUAUCCUUAUGAUGAGUCUCCUCCCCUAGACGACAUCAUGUCUUACAUCACUGGUUUAAAUGACUUCCUUACUUUUGAGCCGGUACACAUGAUUGCUUCCAUAGGUGCCACUUUUCUUAGGCAGAGGGCUGCUCAGAUAAGAGAGAGCUCUAAAUGCCCUCGAGAUGACCCUUCUGGUAUCGCACCCCCUCCUUCUUCUACAGGUACUACUUCUGGUGAGGCGUCUGCUGAUCCUGUUGUUGCUGCUGCUGCUGCCGUUCCUCCACCACCUACUUUGGAUGACUUUGACAUUCGUCAUACAUUGGAGAUUGUUAUGACCGUUCAAGCGGCUCAUGGCAUACUACACACAAUUGUGUUUCAUUGGGCAUUAGGUUUAGUGCGACCUAAAGACAUUGAUUUGGAACUUUUUGAUGUUACCUGUGUGCAAUGUGGAGAUGUGGAACUUGAAAAAAAAAUAGAUGAGAAGAUUGAGCACUUCAUUAACUGGGUAGAAAAACACCCAAACAAGAAAAUUCAGUUGUUGAAAUAUCUGGUAGGAAGGAGGAAAAGGGUGAAGCAAUUGAUGAGGACUGAAUCUGGUCUCAAAGUCCAGCAACUAGACAUUUUGCAACAAGCAUUAAAGCUCACUGCAAACAGAUUUGGAAGGAUUGAAGAAGGGAUUGAAAUGUUUCAGCUCAAGCUGAAGCAUAUUGAAGAAGGUAUAGCUUUCGGUGGAAUGAUCUCAAGGGAAGAAGGUUCAAAUAAUUGUCGAACAGGAAAUUUCAAGGUGGAUGUUGCAUCUUUUCUUUUUCUGCUUUCAUACUUGUUAUAUAUUCCAAGGUGCUUACAUGAUUUUGAUAUUCUUAUCAAUGCUAAAUACAUGGGAACUUGGCCUGGGCUUACUUGCAUCAAAACAAUUAUAGUUCUGCCGAAGAACAUUACAGGCAAGUUUUUCCAUUCUCUGAACUUGGCUCAUUGGGCUUAUUUGAUAAAAAUCUAGGCAUAAGCCCAACUUAUGCAGUUAAGCAUAGAAACAAAGUAGUCUUUAAGAACUCUACCUUUAAUCUCAGCUUGGCUAAAGAAGUGAAAGUGUGAAACUGACUUCAUAAUUAUAUAAUUGCUCAUAUAAUUUACUUGAUAAUUAUAUGACUAUUGUAGCUUUAAGUCAUAAAAAAAAAAUGCAUUUAGUAAAUAUAAUUUUAGUGCUUUUAAGACCAAAAUUUGAACUUUUCUUUUGUUUGAAAUGAAAACUAAAAACAGGGUAAUUUCUGGCCGAAUGUCUUGUUUUAACUUGUAAAUAUCAUGGCCUUUGAGUACUUCUCUAUGUAUCUGACCAUUUUUUGUAAAUAACGGUCAUUGACUGUGGAGAUUGAUUUGUAUAAAGAAUAAAAAAGGGCUAUGAUGCCCAGUUCAUGAAGUAAUCUACUGGACCCGUCCAAGGUAGGGAAAAAUAUAUCCUAUAGAGACGAAACAUAUACACAAUACAUGGGCAAAGUCAACCCAAGGGAAAUGUACUUCUCUUUAUUUAUUUUAUUAUUGUCUCAUGUUCUUUUUAUUUGUUGUUCUUUUUAUAUAACCUGUGAUAUUUUGUUCUUGAGUGAUAACAUGUUGGUUAUUUGUGUUUUUUAUUAUUUUUUGUAAAUAACGGUCAUUGACUGUGGAGAUUGAUUUGUAUAAAGAAUAAAAAUGGGCUAUGAUGCCCAGUUCAUGAAGUAAAGUAAUCUACUGGACCCCCGUCCAAGGUAGGGAAAAAUAUAUCCUAUAGAGACGAAACAUAUACACAAUACAUGGGCAAAGUCAACCCAAGGGAAAUGUACUUCUCUUUAUUUAUUUUAUUAUUGUCUCAUGUUCUUUUUAUUUGUUCUUUUUAUAUAACCUGUGAUAUUUUGUUCUUGAGUGAUAACAUGUUGGUUAUUUGUGUUUUUUAUUUUUUUAAUGCAUGACACAAAUCUGAGAAUCGAGUUGAAACCCUAGAUACGUACAUGGACAUAAUGCUGCGUGCACAUCCAUUUUGUUGUGUACGAAUUUUUGGGUAGAACCUAGAUUCCAAUUUUAUUUUUAUUUUUUGUCAUUUACUUGUUUUAUUUUACAGAUGUUGUAUAGUUUUUAUUUCUUUUUUCAUGUAAAGUUUUUGUUUUUUUUUCAUGUAGCUUAAUUUGUGUUGAGGGUGAAAUUUAUGCCUCUGAAUAAAAUAUUGGGAAGCUAAGCCGAAACUCAACUAUGGGCUCUUGAGGUGGUGCCCAAAGGCUUUCGGUGUGAUGACAAGCCUAUCCAAGCAAGAAACAAAGGCUGCACUUGGCAAAAAAAGCAAUAGAAGCAUAGUGAAAAAUAUUUUACAACACUUUAAUUAACACAUUAAUGGUCUUGUUUUGAUAGUUCGAGGGAAAUAAAUUCUCCAACGGUAAGGGUGAAGUUACACUUAAGUCCAACAAUCAACGAGUAUAUAAAUUUAGGAAAAAAAUGUUAACUCCUAGGGGUUCUUAUAUGUCUCGGUUAAGAGGAAUUUAUGGUACUUUCGGCCAUCAUUACAUCAAUGUGAGGGAAGAGUUCGAUUGUUAUAAAUAUAUCAUAUCCUUCAACAGUAAAAUAAAAGGUAAAAAUUAAGGGUUCCAUAGGAAGGAAAAAAGGAGGAUUAAUUGGCAUGGUGUGAAGGAAGAGAGAGAGAGAUCCCAGCUCAGUGUAGCAGGUAUUAAACUAAGGUUUUAGUGAAUGUGUGUUUGUUAAGCAUGAACGAGGUGUAUGCAGGCUGUUUUGAGGGAAUGAGAUAGGCUUAAUACUGAGAUUAAGGUUUUUUGUGAGUAGUGGGCUGUUUGUGGCUAGUUGGGAGACAUUUUGAGCUGUGGUUGUGUGAAAGGGAGAAAAAAAGUAUCUGGGAUUAGGUGAAUGUGGGCUGACGAUAAUGAGUGGUGAGCUUAAGGAAAGUUAAAACACCAGCAAAGUGGCAAACGAAUCUAGAGUUUCAGAGGGGCUAGCUGUCUUGCUAUGGGCCAAGGUGUUCAUGUUCUUAUAAUGGAGCUUUUGAGAAGCAUUAAUUAACAAGAUUCCAAAAACGUAGGACUAAUUAGAGGUCGUGAAUCAAGGUUAAUCUUCUUGGGAUUUUUGGUCAAAAGUAGGAGAUUUACUUUAGGGGCUGCCUUGCUUCUUUGGGUAAUGAUGAGAUUUUAGAGUGUUUUGCAUUAAAUGCCAGGAUUUUUGGGGCUGAGCUUAAUUAAUGGAAUUAAGGCGUAUAUCAAGAACGAACCCUAAUGCUGCAAACUAAUAUUCGGUUUCCCAAGAAGUAAGAUUCAACACCCCAAGUCAGGUGUCAAACUCUUAAGUCCAUUUUAGGGGGUUCCGCUGGAGAUCCCUUUAUGCCCUUCAAACCAAAUGUUCCCAAUAUUUCCCUUUUAGAAUUCAUGGGCUUGGCACAUGAAUCAUGUCUUUGAAUGUUUUUUUAACGUUUAUAGCAUUAAUUCAUUGAGGUUUGGGAUAAUUUGGUUUCAGCUCCUCUUCCGUUAGAGGUGCAGUCUUGGAGAAGGUGAUGGAACUGCAUUAUCCUUGAGACUUCAGCUGAUAUGAUAGCCCUUGAGCACUAUUCACGUCAGGUAGAGGGUGGCAGAAAACUGAUGGGACAGCCCCCUAGUUCAUCCUCAAAGGCUUGGUUCUCUUGUAGGGGUCUCCGAUUGUUCUUUGGUUUGGGAUGAAUAAGGGCUGGUUGUCCAUUCCUAAUCCUCUGCCUCCUGCUGGGGUCCUUUGGACUUGGGCUUGCUUACAUGGGCUGGUUCCUUUGGGUCGGUUUGUGUGCAUCCUACAAAAUGGACAACAGAUGUUGGCCUUGGGUUUUCAUUCCUCAUGGACUUUUGAUAGUACAUAUUUUGGGGUUUUUUUUUAUACACUUGCAAUGGGCCUUUGAUCAAUUAGUUUUAAUUUUUGAAAUAAAAGGACAAGUUUCCAAAAUGCCUUUGUAAAUAACCUUUGCUACGAUGAAUUCUAUAUUGUGAACAAUGUC
This is a messenger RNA of Quercus robur (English oak), 4197 nucleotides long. RefSeq lists its product as uncharacterized. The coding region runs from base 1 to 1209 and encodes 402 amino acids. Gene Ontology annotation, cellular component: phagophore assembly site. Gene Ontology annotation, molecular function: DNA binding; nucleotide binding. Gene Ontology annotation, biological process: autophagosome assembly; autophagy. Lineage: Eukaryota; Viridiplantae; Streptophyta; Magnoliopsida; Fagales; Fagaceae. The transcript has 7 exons. The record is from RefSeq and is a predicted model, not a curated record.